UUGAGAGUUGAGCCACUUUUUGCGUUCUUCUUUCAGAAACCCAUUGCUAACUACACACCGAGGCCUGUGCCACCCAUUGAGUAUGGCAUACCGAGACCACCGGAGGACUGGAAUGAAGUGGAUAACCCCAUUGAAGCACUUGCUAAGCGCGAAGGCAAGAUUCCGAUGGAAAAUGAUUGGGCACCUCAGGAAUUCUAUCCUGACCCGGAUCCCGAAACCGGUGCUCCUCGAAAUCCGGCCGGCCGGACUGGCAUCAUGGGCCGAGGUGUUUUGCCAUGCUGGGGAGCUAAUUCCGCUAUCAUAGUGGCCAUCACAACAUGGCAAUAUGCGGAUGACGGCAAGAUCGCUAUUUUUAAAGGUCGCCGAGUCAUCGAGAGUCUCGUCUACAGUCUGAAGAGCGGCCAGCUCCAGUUGCCUAUGGUACUAAAAAAGGGUGGACGCUUAGCCGAAUUAUAG
Protopolystoma xenopodis is the source of this 456-nucleotide messenger RNA. Lineage: Eukaryota; Metazoa; Platyhelminthes; Monogenea; Polystomatidea; Polystomatidae. The record is from the annotation of a GenBank genome assembly.